This is a messenger RNA of Elaeis guineensis (African oil palm), 2065 nucleotides long. Its product is annotated as protein HOTHEAD. Lineage: Eukaryota; Viridiplantae; Streptophyta; Magnoliopsida; Arecales; Arecaceae. Gene Ontology annotation, molecular function: oxidoreductase activity, acting on CH-OH group of donors; flavin adenine dinucleotide binding. The record is from RefSeq and is a predicted model, not a curated record.
GCUACUUAUAUACGAUUGAGGAGGGAGAGAUAAUGAGAGAAAUAAGAGAGUAAGGAGUAGGUAGCAGCAAGAAGAUCCAGAGUUGUGCUUAUUUUUUAAGUCAUGGCUUGCAAGAAGGAAGAGCUUUUUCUUAAAAUCUUGCUGUUCCUCAGCAUACUUAUAUCAACCCGAGGUAGAAGGUUCCACAAGCCGAGGCACCCACAUCUCAAGAAUGCAAGCAGCUUCUUAUCAACACCACCACAAGGUUAUGACUACAUCAUAGUGGGUGGAGGCACAGCAGGGUGCCCCUUAGCUGCCACCCUUUCUCAGAGAUACAAAGUUCUGCUGCUAGAGAGGGGUGGCUCCCCCUAUGGCAAUCGCAACAUCUCCUUCAUGCAGAACUUCCACAUCUCUCUGGCUGACAGGUCUCCCACCUCCCCUUCUCAAACAUUCAUUUCCACCGACGGGGUCAUCAAUGCCCGAGCUAGAGUCUUAGGUGGGGGGACUUGCAUUAAUGCCGGGUUCUACACCAGAGCAAGCCCGAGCUUUGUGAGGGGGGCAGGUUGGGAUGGUGAGCUGGUCAAUGAGUCAUAUCCAUGGAUCGAAAAGAGGAUUGUCCACUGGCCCAAGAUUGCACCAUGGCAAACCGCACUGAGGAACGGGCUGCUGGAAGCUGGCGUGUCACCAUUCAAUGGAUACACCUACGACCAUUUGUAUGGGACCAAGGUUGGCGGCACCAUCUUCAGCAAGAAUGGCUUCCGACGCACUGCUGCCGAUCUGCUCGCCUCUGGAAAUAGAAUGAAUCUCAGAGUUUUGCUUCAUGCCACAGUUCAGAAGAUUAUUUUCGAUACACAAGGGCAGCAGCCCAAGGCAGUGGGAGUACUGUUCAAGGAUGAGUAUGGCAUGCAACACCAAGCAGUCCUUAAUGAUGAGGAGCGUAGUGAUAUUAUAUUGUCAUCUGGUGCAAUUGGCAGCCCUCAUUUGCUCCUUCUGAGUGGAAUUGGACCCAAGGAAGAUCUCAUGAAGCAGAACAUUUCAGUGGUGCAAGACAACCGGCAUGUCGGAAAAGGGAUGUCAGAUAACCCCAUGAAUUCUAUUUUCAUACCCACCAAGAAGCCUGUGGAGCAGUCCCUGAUACAGACCGUAGGGAUCACGAAGGUUGGUUCGUUCAUUGAGGCCAGCAGUGGCUUCGGCCAAUCACCGGACAGCAUUCGCUGCCACCAUGGAAUCAUGUCAGCUGAGAUUGGGCAACUCUCCACCAUCCCUCCAAAAAAACGUACUCUGGAAGCAGCCAAGGAAUAUGCUAGGAACAAAGCGAGCCUGCCCCGAGAGGCAUUCAGAGGGGGCUUCAUCCUUGAGAAAAUUGACGGCCCGCUCUCCACCGGCGAACUCAGCAUCGCCGACACGGAUGUGGACAACAACCCGAACGUCACCUUCAACUACUUCAGCCACCCAUAUGACCUCCAGCGGUGCGUCUACGGGAUCAGGAUGAUCGAGAAAAUUGUGCAGACGAGGCAGUUUGCUAACCUGUCUUAUGACCAUGUCUACUCCUUGGAGAGGUUGCUGAACAUGAGUGUGAAGGCCAAUGUGAACUUGAUACCCAAACACACCAAUGAUACUGCAUCACUCGAGCAGUUCUGCAGGGAUACAGUGAUGACAAUCUGGCACUACCAUGGUGGAUGCCAUGUGGGGAAGGUGGUGGACCAUGACUACCGGGUUCUCGGCAUCGCCAGCCUGCGAGUGAUCGAUGGCUCGACAUUUGUUAACUCACCAGGGACUAACCCUCAGGCAACUGUCAUGAUGUUGGGCAGAUACAUGGGAGUGAAGAUACUGAGGGAAAGGUUAAGAGGAGGAGGAGUGUAGCUGUUACUGAUGGAGGUGUGCACUACUUUGUUGUGUUGGAAAAAAAUGUAUAACAUAGUACUAAUUCUUGCCAGGUUUCAUCUCGAAGCAUUCAAGUGAAAAAUAAGAAAAGAAAAGAAAUGGGAAAAUUCAUGUGUCUUAGCCUUCUAGGUUUCUCUCUAAAACAAUAUAUUGUACUGUGACAACUAAAUGAAAUCCGGUGCCUUUAGCUUCUUAGGAUCUA